This is a messenger RNA of Vespa velutina, 8352 nucleotides long. RefSeq names its product neurotrimin-like. Gene Ontology annotation, biological process: synapse organization. Bases 833 to 1747 code for a protein of 304 amino acids. Lineage: Eukaryota; Metazoa; Arthropoda; Insecta; Hymenoptera; Vespidae. The transcript has 5 exons. The record is from RefSeq and is a predicted model, not a curated record. Gene Ontology annotation, cellular component: neuron projection membrane.
AGAGAAGGAGGAGGAGGCUGAGUGAUCGGCGGAGUAGAGAGAGAGAGGACGCCUGCGCGGAAUCCCCGGGCGGGCGCGGGCAGUGCCACCGGAGGCCCGGCGGUUUCAGAGCUUCGCCCGGGACGACGAACCGCAGACGACCUGUACGCAAAACUCGGCCGUGCGUUAUCCGGAGGCUACGCUGCCCUCCGUAAGUGUAUAAACGAGGAAGAAAGAAAAAAAAUAUAAAGGGCUCGAGAGAUCUUUCGCACGACGAAUAAGAAUUUAGAAACAACAACAGACUUGGCUCGUUUUUUUUUUCGUGUCGAAUAUUAGCAACGGCAACGUAUCGUUUACGCGACGUAACAUAAUAUGUGAUACAGUGUCGUCGCAAAGGUGCCAAUUGGAUAAGGUAGAAACUUUUUCAUUAGAGUUGAGGAAACGAAAGAGAGAAAGAAUAUUACGAGAAGGUGUCGCUGCCGGUGGAGAUUUGUAAAGGCUGUGGAAAGAGAAAGAGGAAGAAGAAAGACAUGAACGACGUCUGGUAGCGACACCGACUGCGGAGAACGAACGCGGUGAGAUGACGAAGGAUUAGGAGAAACUGAGAGAAAGAGAGCGAGAGAGAGAGAGAGAGAGAGAGAGAGAGAGAGAGAGAAAAGCAUUGAACGCGCGCGCGAGCAAUACAGAGAAAGAGAGAGAAAUAACAGGCUAGAGAGUGGCGUGGUGCACCAGGACGGUGUGGUGCGCGCUGUGAGAUGUCAGUUGACCAUCAGUCGAAGACAUCCACGUUGUCGUCGUCGUCGUCGUCGUCGUCGUCGCCGUCAUCGUCGUCGUCGUCGUUGUCGUCGUCAUCAUGAGGAGAUCCUCUUACGUCAACUAUUACGUCCUGUGCCUCGUCUGUUGGAUCCUUUUGGGUAUUACCGGUGUGAGCACCAGAUCGCAUUCCUUGGUGAAGAGGUUCGACGGGAUUUACACGGGUCCGUAUUUCGACUCGAACUCACCUACGAACAUAACGGCGCAACUAGGCUCUCAUGCGUAUCUACCGUGCAAAGUACGACAGCUCGGUAACAAAUCGGUCUCGUGGAUCAGGAGAAGAGACUCGCACAUACUAUCCGUGGAUAGGACCAUGUUCAUCCCCGACGAGAGGUUUCAGGCGAUCUUCGCGGACGCGUCCGACACUUGGACGUUGCAGGUGAAAUACGUCCAGGCACGGGACGAGGGCGAAUACGAGUGCCAAAUCUCGACGGAUCCGAAGAAGAGCCACAUUAUCAAGCUCAACAUCGUCGUGCCAAAAAUCGAGAUCCUGGGAGACCGGGACAUGUACGUGAAAACUGGAAGCACGGUCGCAAUACGUUGCGUGAUAAAGCAAUCUCUCGAGGGGCCGUUCUACGUCUUCUGGUAUCACGAGGGCGAUCGCGUUCUCAAUUAUCAGCAGGGUAAGAUCGACAUACAGACUAAAAGGAUCGAUCACGAUACGGUUAGCAGUCUCGUGAUUCGCAACGCCAGGCGAGAGGAUUCCGGUAAUUACACCUGCAGUCCGAGUAAUUUGGACAGUGCCAGCGUGCAACUUCAUGUUUUGAACGGAGAACAUCCGGCGGCGAUCCAAAGGGGAAUUAGCUCGGCUCCUUGCGGUUGUCAUACGUUUUGGUGGUUCGUAGGAGUGGUCACGCUCUACUCGAGUCACGGAAGUCGAAACUACAUCCUCGUCCUCCUGGCCGUCAUGGUCCUUUACUCGAAAAAUCCAUCUUACUUCAUGCCGGAACGAUAAUCAGGAUCAUCGGGAAGGACCAAGCACGAACGAGCGAGCGAGCUAGCGAGCGUGCGCGCGAGAAUCGAUUAUCUUCGGCCAUGAAACGCUUUGUCUCUUAACCUCACGUCGAAGGGAUUUCUCGGGAAGGAAAGAGAGAGAAAGAGAGAGAGAGAGAGAGAGAGAGAGAGAGAGAGAGAGAUAGAAAUAAAGAUUUCCAUCGAUCGUUCAAUAUCGAAAAGAAGCUUGAAAAGCGUUAAAGUUAGGAUGAGAAUUCGAGGAGAAGAGCAGGCUCGAGAGAAUCGAAAACUUUUGUACGGACACGCGAAAGAUGAAAAGAAACGAAGACGAGAAUCGACGAGUUCGAAGAAGAACGAUCAUCGUUUCUAUCUUUUCGUCGCUGAAGACUGACCGCUCACUUUUUCUUUUUUUCUUUUUUUUUUUGCAAGCGAGCCGAAAGGAUAAUCGGAGAGUGAGAGAUAUUAAUUGUUGAUCGUUCGUUGGAGUGGCGAUUCAUUCGAAGAAUAAUGGUCUAAAAAAAAAGAGAAACAGGGAAAAACAUAGAAAAAGAAAAGGGGUAGAAAAGAGCAAACAAUCUUGGUACCGAGAUAUUGCAUAUUUAUAGAGUAACCCUUUAAAGUUACAGUCUUGUCAAUCUAUCAGCAAUAUCAAGGUCCAAAAUUCUUUCCGCGGGAUGAAAUUCUAAAAUUAUUAGAGAUGCAUUUCGUCUAUCGAGACAGUAUGAUCCGGCCGUUAGUACCUUAGGUAUUAGAUAACUCGUGACGAUUUUUCGUUGGAUUCGCACGAGUUUCUUGAGCAGGCCCUGACUUCUCACGGGCCGGCUACCUUGUAUACGAGGACGUAUUACGCGAGGAUCGUGGCCAAUUUCAUUAUUUCAAUAAACUACGGACGGACUAUAAGCCUACGUUCUAUUUUUAAAAAGAAAAUGAACGAAGAAAGAAGCCAAAUUUAGCAACGAAAAAUUAUAUAUCCGCGAACCGUACCGAUGGCACAACGAUCAUUAUUAUUUCCUUUGCUUUAGACGCUAUAUUUAUCACGAUCUUCCCGUUUUCGUGCUCUUGUCUUUGUCGAGAAAGUUCAAAGAAAUAUAAAAAAAAAAAAAAAAGAAAAAGAAAAAAGAAAAAAAAAGAAGCAGUAUAAAGAUCUCGAUAACGAGAUGCCCCCCUCCCCCCAACACCGAUAAUCGAUGAUCGCGCGUCACUAGAACGAUCGUGGAGGUCCUGUCGAGGUCAUCGAAGGGUUUCGUAGUUUCUGUUAAUUACCGACCAGAUCAAGUCACGAGUCGGCGGUAGUUAACGAUGGAAGGAUAACGUGAAAUAAUGCGAAAGAAUGCAAGAGAGAGAGAGAGAGAGAGAGAGAGAGAGAGAGAGAGAGAGAGGGAGAGAGAGAGAGACAAACAGAGAAUGAUGUAAGACAAAAGAAACUUCGUCCGCAGCACUCGAAAGAAUUGAAACUUGUUCGAUGAAAUUUGUAAAGACGAUGUGAUUAAUUAUAUUUCCAUAGCGAUCGAUUAGCAAAGCGUGUCUAUACUCGACGUCCAUACCGUUUUCAUUCCAGGAUCGUAGCGAGAGAACGUAGCGACUACAAACCUUUUUACUUGCUUUCCUUUUUUCUUUUCUUUAGCAAUCGGGCCGAGAAAAUCCUCCCUCCGUCUUCGAUGAUGGAUUAGACGUAACGCCAAAAACGUCGAACGAGUCGAACCAUCCUACGGCGAGAUCUUUUUUAUCCGAGAGCGAAAUCGAUUUAUCGAUACGAAAACGACGAGCACCUCUAAUUAACCAAAAAAGAAAAACGUUCAUAUCAAAUGUCGAUGUCGACCCUUCAUAUCAGAUCUUUUUCCGAGAUCGUUUUCGUGAUUUUCGCUCAAAGCUAAUCAAAGUCGACGAGAUCGAAAAGUUCGUGGCGUUUAAUUAAAGUCAUCAUAUAAUUAAUCUUUUCCAUUGGAAAAAAAAUUCCUUGAAAAGAAACGCGUUUUAAUUUCUUUCUCUGUUCUCGGACGAAGAUUUAUCGUAAAGACUUAGCGUGCAGGACGGAGGAAGAUGGAAAAAAAAGAAAAAUAGAAAAUGAAAUGAUUCUCUCGUAUCGAUCCACGAGAAUGUGAUAGUUGGUAAAAAAAGCGCAUUGAGUAUAAACACGAAACAUCGAAAUGUGUCAUGUAACCGUGCGUGCGUGCGUGCGUGCGUGCGUGCGAUUUUAGUAAUAUAAAGGGUGUCAAAUCUCUUGCUUUUUCUUUUCUUUUCUCUUUUUUUUCUUUUUUUCUCGUUUGACUAUUAUCAUUUAACAAUCGAUUCGUUGAUGGAAUGAGAAAAAAAAAGGAACGGUUUUCAUCUUGUAUCUCGCGAUCCGCACGGACGGCUACUACAAUGACAAGGACGGAUAUACAGCUUUUUGAGAAGAGGGCUCUCUUUCUGUCGAUUGAGCUCUUUCGUGAGUUUCCUUUACUUCUCGCGAGUAUUAGAAAGAGUACUGUUUUUUAUAAUAUUAUAUAUAUAUAUAUAAAUGAAUAUAUAUAUCUAUAUAUAUAUAGGUAUCUAUAUAUAUACAAACGGAGCAGAUAAAUAUAUAUAUAUAUGUAUAUGUAUAUGUAUAUGUGUACGCGCGCAAAUACGUUGCACAAUGGUGUUGAGUAUUGAACAAGUUUCAGCUCCUCGAGUAAAAGGAGAGACGUACAUCCAACGGAAAGUUACGAUCCCUUCGACGAAGAGAGGGCAUCGUCGCGAAAGUGUCACGAGAAGAUCGUAGGGUGUCGGCUGAUGUAUUUAGUAGCGUGUAACGAAGGAAAAGGCGAGUGAAGAAAAAUAUUCAAUAAGAGAAAGAAAGAGAGAAACGAACGAUACGUAUAGAAUAUCUACGAUUCAUGUGAUUGUAAAUACAUAGUACAUAAAUAACGUAACGUUAACUAACGAUAUGCCGUACGUGUUACACUAAAGAAACAAAAAAAAAAAAAAAAGAUAAAUAACGUUACUGUGUAAUUUUUUGGAUCGUAAAUGCAUUGGAAUGGGUCUGGCCGCCUGUGCUAACCGGUUUGAUGUAAUCGUGUAAAAGAAAGGGAAAGAUAAAAUUACGAGAUGUAAAGAAAGAAAUAGAGAGAUUUCCCGUCGGAACAAUAGCAAUUUCAAUCUUUCAUAAAAUCGCGUAACAAUAGUAAAAAUCAUAAGAAUUUUGAUUACGCGCGGUAGUCCAUUCUUGUGAAUUUUGUUUUCUUCCACGAGUCAUGUUCCGUGCGGUUGAUCUCUCGACGAUACGAAUUUCUCGCGAUAAUGAGAUAAUGAAGGUGGCACACAUUUGCGCGCAUGUUUCUUCGUGUGCGCGAUUGCGUCAGAGAGAGAGAGAGAGAGAGAGAGAGAGAGGGAGGAAGGGAGGGCGAAGAAAGGACGAGAACGGUAGGACGCGUUUAUCCUCAAUCGGAUAAAAAGGGUCCGAGGAUAGCACGGGCCGGCCACACGCGACUAGAUGUAACACUAAUUAACGCCUAGCGUAAGACUUAAACGGAUAUAAAUGAAGAUAUAUUGUCUGAUAUAAUAAGAUGAGAGCGUGCGCGAGUGCCUCUGCGAGCGAGUGCGUGUACUUGCGUGCUUGAAUGGGUGAAUGUCUUGCGUACAAGAGGAAUAAAAAAAUGGGUAAACGUGUCGUGAAUAAGCGUGCGUUCGUUGAAUGUGCAAACGAGCGGUUGAAAGAUAGAUAAGGAGAGAAAGAUAGAUAGAUAGAUAGAGAGAGAGAGAGAGAGAGAGAGAGAGAGAGAGAGAGAGAGAGAGAGAGAGAGAUAGCGAGAGGUUCGUUGGACUGACGCGACAAGGCGUUGGUCGAAUGACGCACUUUCGAAUAAAAAGGGGCGACUGGGGACAACUUCUUGUAUCUUCUUUUCCUUCUUCCCGCGCCUCGCGAGGCCACUCUUCGUAGACUUUGGAGAUAAAAGAAAUAGAAAGGAGGAGGAGGUGGUAGCAGCAACAGCACCUCGAGGCCACAAUUAAAACACGCGCAGCUCCGUUUCGCGUUUUUCGCGCGGCCUCCCCUCGCCGGGUGGAAGAAGGAAACUCGUGACGUGCUCGUCCUCGUCGCUCCUUUGUUAACGACGAAGAAGAAAUGAAAGCAGUAUAUGUGUGUAAGAGAGCAAGCGAGCGAACGAGAGAGAGAGAGAGAGAGAGAGAGAGAGAGAAACACGAGAUAACGCGAAAUGAGAUGGUAACGGCGAAGAGGAGAAAUAAAUAAACACACAUGUACGCAUACACGAUACACAGAGAUACACGUAAACAUACAUACAAACAACACAUGUCGUCUAGGGUACAUAAACUAUAACGUCGUAGGCAGCAUUGAAUUUUUGUACCAACGUCUAUUGUAGCUCUUAAGUGUCGCGAAUUCUUACGUUCUCGUACGACGACGGUGAAGCCACCGCCGUUCGUUGGUUUUUUCGUUUUCUCGAUGAAGCCAAAGCGGGCAGCGGACUCGGAAGAGGCAGAAGAUGCGCUUUUUUCGUCGAUCGAAAUUAAUCGACUAACUUUUAUAAACAUCUUCUUAUCGGCGUUCCAAAAGUCAAUUUAUUUUCGAACGAUCCAUAGACCUGUUUCGAGAAGGAUCGAUCGAUCGAAAAACGUUGAAAGCCCUCGAUCCGCUUCCCUUGGUCCAAUCGACCAAGAUCCACGUCGAUUCCCGAGAGUCGCGGUACGAAUUUCGAGAGAAAGAAAGACAGAGAGAGAGAGAGAGAGAGAGAGAGAGAGAGAGAAAGAGAGAGAGAGAGUUAGGAGUAAGAGAGCAAUUUAAUUCGAGCGACGCUUGACCGUCCUAAAAGUUCGUCUAUGUGCUCUUACGCGUCUAUAGUCGUGUUAAAACUUUUGUGAUAGCGUUAACGAGUCGAAUCAGCGCGUAAGAUUCGAUCGUGAUGGUUGAACGAAUGAGAAGAAAAUUGAUCGGUAGCCCGGAACGAUCAAAAAAAAAAAAAAAGAAAGAAAAAAAAAAGAAAGGAAGGAAGAGGCAACGAGGAGAGAAUAGCGAAAGCGGCACUCGGAGGAGAAAGAAUUUCAAAAUUGGGUUGCCGAGUAAAGAUUUUAGCGUUGAAAAUAGGAUAGAAACGAAUCUCUGCUUCGGCGCGAGACAAAUUUUUUGUCCACGUCAGAAGAUUCGAAGUCCACGAGCGAUUUUGACAACUUUUUUCUCUUCGAUCUCUACACGAUUUAUAUUUCGUGAGAAUGAGAAAUAUUUCGCCGUAUAAACUUCGACGUUGAUUCGACCGUAGGGAAUACGUUUUAUGAUCCAAUUUGGGAUCGUUUGCCGGUAAUAGUGCUCUUUCCUUUGCGCGUGUAACCCGAUCGCUGAAAGUACGUUUGGCUGCCAAGGAUCGGAUGGAAGAUGAGACUCGUAGUAGACUUUCGUUGUCGAUCGAAACCCUCGGGACGACAAAACGAUUUUUCUUGCGUUUCCUCGAGAUGAAACGCAAGAAGAAUCAAAAAAGAUCGAAGCUCCUGGAAACAAUUGGGUCUCGAGGAAUGGAAAAGAAAGAAACUCGAAAGUGGCGAUACCCCGUCAGGAACUUCGAUCUGAAAUUGUUUAUCGAACGAGCGAUUGAUUAUUUCUCAAGAGUCCUCCGAUAUAACGAUCGUCACGUUAACAAUACGCGGCAAACACACGUAGCGAAGGGUCUAAUUAAUCGUUAAUACGUCAUAUCUGCCAAUUCGAACGUUCGACGAAAUAUACGAUGCGGAGAAACCAAGAGGGAAAAUAUAAAAAAGAGAUAAGGUCACUUUGUCGAGCGAGCGAAUAAGCGGAAGUCGUCGAAUAAAAAUAAAGAAAAAAGAGAAAAAAAGAGAGAGAGAGAGAGAGUGGGGGGGGGGGGAAACAAGAGAGGUACGAAGAGAAAAACAUUGAGAAAAAAAAUUAUUCCUCGAAGAAAGCCUCGUCUCGUGGAUUCUAAUUCGUACACCUUACGCGCUCUUUAUGGUUUAACGAGAAUAAACUUUAAAGGAUCUACGAGAUGAUGCCGAGGACUGCGAAAAAGAGGACGAAAGAAGAAUGAGCGUGAGAGAGCGGCGUGAAAGUCGGGAGUGCCUGGCGGAAUGGCUGAGCAAGAAAAAUAAUAAAGGAAAAAAAAAGAAAAAGAAAAAAAAAGAAAUCAAUGUUAAAACCGAUCAUUAUCGAUUCGCAAGUUUAAAAAAAAAAAAAAAAAAAAAAAAAAAAAAAAGAAAAAAAAAGAAGAAAAAAAAAAAGAAAACAGGUCUUCGUUAUCCGCCAUUUUCACACGUAUAUAAGUUCUGAAUCUCGUUUUGUACAGGUGCGAGCGAUACGCUCCUAGGGCAUCGCAUCCUUUAAUCAUCUUUUAGUUUUAUUUUGUACUUCGAAACCCAGACGAAUUCAUUUCUCUUUUUACUUUGAUCUGUAUAACGAUGAAAUUAUCUGGGUAUCAAGGAAGGACAGUUCCCAAACGGUGCCCUUGGAGCAAGCUCCACGUCGAGGUACGCUAUACAUACAAAUUUGAACCUUUCCGUUUUCGAUCUAUCGUGGCAAAGGGAGAAGAAAGAACUGCCCCGUUCUAUGUGUGUAAGAACCAUAAAGCUUAAUGAAGAACAUUAUACUAUGAACUUACGGGAUACUAAAUAAAAGUAAGCCAAACCGUU